Engraulis encrasicolus (European anchovy) is the source of this 11443-nucleotide messenger RNA. RefSeq names its product E1A binding protein p400 (gene ep400). Lineage: Eukaryota; Metazoa; Chordata; Actinopteri; Clupeiformes; Engraulidae. Gene Ontology annotation, cellular component: NuA4 histone acetyltransferase complex; Swr1 complex. The record is from RefSeq and is a predicted model, not a curated record. Gene Ontology annotation, biological process: DNA repair. Gene Ontology annotation, molecular function: ATP binding; ATP-dependent chromatin remodeler activity; chromatin binding. The transcript has 54 exons. Bases 189 to 9704 code for a protein of 3171 amino acids.
CGAAGGUGGCUAACGCCAUGUUCCUGAAUGGAAUAUCAGGGGAACAUUUAUUGCAUUUUUAAGCAUUUAUCUUCAGUAUUGUAUUGCGCACCUGUAGUUAACCGCUUGUAUAACAAACUGGGUGUCACAGUGUUUAUGUUUCGCACGAGGAAUUAUUAUUUGUAGCAGCACAACAAUAGAACUGCGCAAUGCACCAUGGAGGGGGACCAUCGAAUGUCCAGCGGCAAGUACAGCGAUCCAAAUCCACCACAGCAGGCACUGAGGCAGAGGAGCAGCAGCAGCAGCAGCCUCAACAACAGCAGCAGCAGCAGCAGGCCCUUGCUGUCUCCCAACAACAGCAGGGGGCCACCGGCCACCCCCAGUCCCCAGUGACCACCUUCACCUCCGCUACGGCGGCAGCUAGUCCCUCAGCCCCGCAGUCCCCCAACUACCAGAUCAUCAUGAGCCGUAGUCCAGUGACGGGCCAGAACAUGAACAUCACACUGCAGAACGUGGGUCAGAUGAUGACGGCGUCGGGCAACCAGCAGAUCACCCUCACCCCCCUGCCGCUGCCCAACCCGGCAUCACCGGGCUUCCAGCACCAGGCGGCGCCGCAGUGGCGCUUCGAGGGCACGCCGUCUUACAUCCAGGUGGCCUCGCCGCUGCCCCAGACCAUUCAGUCGCAGAGCCCCACCCAGCACAGCCCCGUGCCCCUGCAGGCCGUCCCACGGGGCGGCGCUCCAGCCUCGGCCGCGGCCACCCUGGGCGUGUGUGGCCAGAGCCCCACGCGGUUUGUGGACGCGGGCAUGCUGGUGCGACAGAUCAGCCUGGGCAGCCCCAACGCGGCGGGUCAUUUCGUCUACCAGGACGGCACGGGGCUGACGCAGCUGGCGGCGCCCACCGCGGCCGGUCAGGUGCAGCUGGCGUCUCCCGGCGCAGCGGGAGUGGCGCGAGAGAGGAGGCUGUCCCAGCCGCACUCACAGACUGGGGGCACCAUCCACCACCUCGGGCCCCAGAGCCCUGUGGCCACCAGCUCAGCUCUCCAGGCCCUGGGCAGCCCGGGCCACAUCACCACUUCCAACCUGCCCCCUCAGAUCUGCAGCAUCAUCCAGGGCAUGAUGCUGGAGAAGCCCGCUCAGGGCAUGGUGGCCACCGGAGGCGGUGUAGGUGUAGGAGGCGGCAUCGCUGCCACCACCACGGCUGCAUUCGGGGUGCCCGCCCCGCUCACGCCCUCCAGCCCAUUGUGCACCACCGCCCCCCAAGGCCUUUCCAGCAUGCAGCUCACCCAAACAAGUACUACCACCACCACCACUACCACCAUGGUGAAGAAGAGCUUGGCCAGAAAGCUGGAGGAGGUCGCCCCGGCCACGCCUGAGGUGGCCCAGCUGCGCAAGCAGUGCCUGGAGCACCACAGCAAGAAGAUGGACGGGCUCAAGGAGGUCUUCAAGGAGUACCUGAUCGAGCUCUUCUUCCUGCAACACCUGCAGGGCAACAUGAUGGACUACCUGGCCUUCAAGAAGAAGCCCUGCGUGCCCCUCUUCACCUACCUGCGGCAGAACGACCUGGACCUGGAGGAUGAGGAGGAGGAGGAAGAGCAGUCUGAGGUUAUCAACGACGAGGUGAAGGUCGUGACCGGCAAGGACGGACAGGCAGGAACUCCAGUUGCCAUAGCGAAGCAGCUCCCACCCAACGUAUCGGCUGCCUUCUCUGCUCAGCCUCAGCAGUUCCAGGUGCACCAGGGCAUGGCUGGCGGCGGCAUCUCCAAUCCCAUGGAUCUCGAGGCCUUAAAAAGGCAGCAGGCUCUGGCUCAAGCAGGCGGCAUGCCCCCCACCCCGCAGACCGUUCAGAUCGCCGGCCAGAAACCCAACCAGCAGCAGUACGACCCGUCCAAGGGCCCUCCCGUGCAGAACGCGGCCAGCCUGCACACCCCUCCGCCCCAGCUGCCCGGCCGCCUGCCCCAGCUGUCCAUGGCCGGGCUGCCCCUGGCGGCCCUCUCCCAGCAGCAGCAGCAGCAGAUGGUCCUGGAGGCGGCCCAGGUGCAGGUGUCCGGAGGAGCAGCAGCAUCAGCAGCCGCCGCCGCAGCCCUGCAGGCCCAGGGCCAGAUGAAGGUGGUGGGGGCUGGAGCUGCAGCGGCAGCCGCAGGGGCCGUGCUGACGGCGGUCAACCCCCACACGCAGCUCCAGGCACAGCUGCAGCAGCAGAUGCAGCAAGGCCUGCACCUCCAGAUGCAGCAGGCAGCGCAGCAGGGCAUGCUGCAGCCAGGACAGGCGACGGUGGCUCUGGUGCGUCCAGUGGUGGACCCCAGUCAAGCAGGCGGCCAGCGUCUCAUCGCCAACUCCCUGCAGGCCUCGUCCCUGUCGCCCGCCCCCCUCUCCGCGCCCGGCUCCCUGCCCUCCCCCCUGGCCUCUGCUGCGGGGAUCCGUCCCACCAACGCCCUUGCCAACCCCAGCCACUCCAAGCUGGCCACUGCCAACGGCACGUCCUCCCUCAAGAGCGGCAGCCUCGGAGGUGGUGGGUCGCAGAGCUCGGCCGGUCAGUCAUCCCAGGAGAGCUCUCAGGACAAGCUGGCCGAGCAGGCCAAACUGGAGAGCCAGAUGCACCAGCGCAUUGCGGAGCUGCGUAAGGAAGGCCAGUGGUCGGCCAGCCGUCUGCCCCGGCUGCAGGAGUCCUCACGCCCCAAGUCCCACUGGGACUACCUGCUGGAGGAGAUGCAGUGGAUGGCCGCCGACUUCGCCCAGGAGAGGAGGUGGAAGAUGGCCGCCGCCAAGAAGCUGGUUCGCACGUGUGCCCGUUACCAUGACGAGCAGCGGAAGAGUGCUGAGCGUGUGAAGAAGGAGGAGGAGAUGCGCAUGAGGCAUAUCGCCGGCACCAUCGCCCGGGAGGUGGACUUCUUCUGGUCCAACAUCGAGCAGGUUGUGGAGAUUAAGCUACGCUUUCAGAUUUAUGAAAAGCAGCAGAAAGCCAUACGGCUGCAGAAGACCAAUAGCAAAGGUCAGAGCACGAAAGCAGCAACCUCAGCGAAAGAGGAGGAGGAGAAGAAAGCAGCUCCAUCUGAGCAGCGAUCUUCAGGCAGGAAAAGGAAACACAGCACCACCCAUUUCGAGGAAGAAGCGGAGGACGAGGAGAGCACCAUAGAGGAACAGGAGGCCAUGGAGGUGGAGGCGGACCAGAAGGCCGAGCUGGAGGACCUCGCCAAAGAUGCUGAGGUACCUCUGGAUGCACUGGUGAAGCAGUAUGCCGGUGCCUAUGCGGACGACUUCGAUUGGCCACAGCCUGGCUCCCAGAGCGAGGAUGAGGAGAAGGAGGAAGUCGAAGAGAUGGAGGCUCCCCUGGGAAGCCCUCACGAGGCGGUGCUGAUCGACUCUCUGCUGAGCAUGGAGCAGCAUCGGGGGGCCGACACCUCCUCCUCUGCCUCCGCAGACGGUGGUAAACCACCCAAGGACAUUGCUGAGGUGGCGUCUGCCACGGAGGCCAUCCUGCCCAAAGGCCAGGCCAAGACCAGCGCCCCGGCGCGUUUCCAGGCUGCGUCGCUGCUGCACGGCUCCCUGCGUGACUACCAGCAGGUGGGCGUGGACUGGCUGGCCAACCUGCACAAGAAGCACCUGAACGGCAUCCUGGCAGACGAGGCCGGCCUGGGCAAGACCGUGCAGACGGUGGCCUACAUGGCUCAUCUGGCCUGCAACGAGGGCAUCUGGGGUCCUCACCUGGUGGUGGUGCGCAGCAGUAAGCUGCUGAGCUGGGAGAUGGAGUUCAAGCGCUGGUGUCCCGGCCUCAAGAUCCUCCUCUACCUCGGCAGCCCUCGCGAACGCAGACGCACCAGAGCGUGGUGGUCGGAGGCGAACAGCUUCCACGUGUGUGUGACGUCCUACAAGCUGCUGAUGAAGGACCAGAGCCACUUCGUGCGGCGCCGCUGGAGCCACCUGGUGCUGGACGAGGUGCAACUGCUCAAGAACGUCACAGAGAAACACUGGGAGACCAUCUUCAGCAUCAAGAGCCAGCAGAGGAUCCUGCUGAUCAACAGCCCUCUGCAGAACACGCUGCGGGAGCUGUGGACCAUGAUCCACUUCCUGCUGCCGGGCAUUACGCGGCCCUACGCAGACUUCCCCGUCAAGGCCGCCACCGACCAGAACCAGGACUACUGCCACAAGCUUCUCAUCCGGCUGCAUAGGAUGAUCCAGCCCUUCAUCCUGCGUCGUUCCAAGCGCGAGGUGGAGAAGCAGCUGCCCAAGAAGUAUGAGCACAUUCUCAAGUGCCGCCUGUCUGGACGCCAGAAGAGCCUCUACGACGACGUGCUCACACAGCCCAGUGCCCAGGAGGCCUUGAAGACGGGCCACUUUGUGAGCGUGCUGCAGGUGCUGAUGCAGCUCCAGCGGAUCUGCAACCACCCGGAGCUGCUGCAGCAGAGGGCCCCGCGCAGCUCCUACGUCUGCCAGCCGCUGGUCUACAACACCCCCUCGCUGGUGCUGGACGCCCUGCGCAAGGACAGAGACCAGAGCUGUGACCUGUCCUUGUUUGACCUGAUCAACAACGAGAGGAGUCUGAGUCGCUAUGAGACGGAGCAGGCCAUCCCCAAGCUGAAGGUCUCCAAGCAACUCAUAGAGGAGCUCCACAGCGCCCCCGACGCCCCCGCCAGACCCAAACCCUGCAGGAUCAAACCCAUGAAGUUGUUCCAGCCAGUGCAGUACGGCACGAACCCAGAAGGUCGCCUGUUGCCCCUGACGGGUGCAACCCAGGCACAGCGCACUGGCACCAGCACCACUGGUCCCACAACCACCGCUGCUGGUGCUGGCACGACUGGCACCUCCAGCCCCGCGGGACAGCCCAGAGGCAAAUCACCCGUCACAACAGCAGCCUCCACACAAGCUGGCCAGACGGCCUCCUCUUCCGCCCCCGGGGCGGUGGCGGGGGGCGUCCCCAUUCCUGCCCCCACCCUCCCCAUGGCCGCAGCCCCUCCCCGGCCGCUCCUGGCCCCCCAGGCGGCCCUGCAGCCUGGCCUGGUCUCCCAGAGGCUGGUCCUCAGCUCCCAGGCCCAGGCACGCCUGCCUAGUGGAGACGUGGUGAAGAUCGCCCAGCUGGCGUCCCUGGCGGGUGCAGGUGGCGCCGGCGGUGCGGCAGGCGCCCAGAACCGAGUAGCCCAACCCGAGACGCCGGUCACCCUCCAGUUCCAGGGCAACAAGUUCACCCUCUCGCCCAGCCAGCUGCGCCAGCUCACCACCGGCCAGCCGCUGCAGCUGCAGGGCACCCUGGGUAACAUCCUGCAGAUCGUGUCGGCUCCUGGUCAGCAGCUGCUGCCGCGGCAGGGUUCCAUGGUGAUGCAGACGGUGCCCCAGCAGCAGCAGCAGGCGGUGGCCCCCGUGCCCAACGCCGCCACCCCCGGCACCCCUCCACCCACCUCCACCACACCAGCAGCCACCGCUGCAGCAACACCACCCACCACACCACAGACAGAUGCUGCACCCAAUGGCAAAACCCCCACCCCCUCCACACAGGCCAUGUCGCAGGAGUCUCGAGAGGAGCCCGUGUCCCCCAUGUCCCCCGAGCGCCUGGCCCGCCUGCUGAGUGCCAACGAGCGUCGCUGCUCCCGCGCCGUCCUCUACGGCCGAGACCUGCUCAACGCCUGCUCACUCUCACACACCGCCGCGCGCCCCACACACACCUCCCGCACACACCACGCCUAUGCCGCCACUCACCGCUGGAGAUGGGUGGGCAGCACGGGGUGCCAGAGGGCGCAGGAGACCCCUGUGGGUACGGUGGCCCCCCUGCGGGCUGCACUGUUGUCCCACGCAGAGAGGGAGGAGGCUGGACAGGAUGUGGCCAAUAGGUUCACCUGUGUGGUCCCUCCCGCCGUGGCCCCUCCCCCACAGAUGUAUGCAUCCAAUCCGCCGGCCCCGUACAGCCUGGAGCAUAAGGCCCAUGCGCUGCGUCUGCAGGUGGCGGGCGCCGCCCACUCCUCAGACCUCCGCAGGGCCACGGCUCCCCCGCUCCUCUGCCUGCCCGACCGCCGCGCCCUGGAGCUGGACUCAGGUAAGCUGGAGGCUCUGUCCAUCCUGCUGCAUAAGCUGCGUGCGGAGAAGCGUCGCGUGCUGAUCUUCACCCAGAUGCUGCGCAUGCUGGACCUGCUGGAGGCCUUCCUGGACCACCGCCACCUCACAUACACACGCGUGGACGAGAGACUCACUACAGAGGAGAGACAGGAGCAGGUGCGGGCCUUCAACCGUAACCGGCAGGUGUUCUGCACCAUCCUGACCAACCGCUGCUGCUCGUCCAUGGGGCCCGUGUUGGACGCGGACACCGUGGUGUUCUACGACACCGACCUCAACCCCAGCAUGGACGCGCGCACCCAGGAGUGGUGCGACCGCAUCGGACGCUCCAAGGACAUCCACAUCUACAGGCUGGAGAGUGGUAACUCUAUAGAGGAGAAGCUGCUGAAGAACGGCACCAAGGACCUGAUCCGGGAGGUGGCGGCCCAGGGCACCGACUACACUCUGGCCUUCCUCACACAGCGCACCAUCCAGGACCUGUUUGAGGUGGAGGCGGGCUCCGGGGAGAAAGUGGAGGAGUUUGUGGUGCUCCCCCAGGAGCCCUCCCCGUCGGAGGCCAUCUCCCCCCGGGUGGCGCGCCCCUACAUCCAGGCCCUCAGCAGCAUCAGCCUGGAGCCUCCACUCACGGACGAGGAGGAUGAGGAGGAGGGCGGCGGAGGAGAUAGGGAGCUAGAGGAGGAGGAGGAGGUGGAGGAGAAGGAGGUGGCCAAAGGGAAGAGGGAGGAGAAGAAGGAAGAUGUGGGGGAGGAACGGACGGGAGAGGUGGAGGUGAAGGAGGAGGCCCUGCAACUGGAGGAGCUGGCUGCCGUCGUGGAGCAGCUGACGCCCAUAGAGAAGUACGCCCUGCACUACCUGGAGUUCCUGCACCUCAGGGAGGACGACAAGAUGGCCAAGGAGCGUCUAGAGAGUGCAAAGCAGGGCUGGGAGCUGCAGCUGCAGCAGAGGCUGAAGGUGGAGCAAGAGGAGCAGCUGGUGAUGGAGGAGGAAGACGACCUCUUCACCUACACCAGGGAGGACGCAUACAACAUGGAGUAUGUGUUUGAGCACCAAGAUGGCCAGACUGAAAUCAUGCCGCUGUGGACGCCGCCCACCCCGCCGCAAGAUGACAAUGACAUCUACAUCGACUCGGUCAUGUGUCUGAUGUACGACACCGCUCCCAUGCCGGAGGCCAAGCUGCCGCCCAUCUACGUACGCAAGGAGCACAAGAGACUCAAGAUGGACCCCAGUGGAGGCCGCAAGAUCAAGAAGAAGGGGCACGGGGAGGCGGUGAUCCCUCCUCGCUCGCUGUUCGACAAGGCCAGCCUGCUGAAGGUGCGGCGGGACAGCAAGGAGCAGAAGAAGAACUUCUCCCUGAAGCAGCAGGCUCCCUUCCCCAAGCCGCUGCCCGCCCUGGUCAAGCCGGCCGCCGAGGUGGGACAGGACAACCCCGAGUGGCUCAUCAGCGAGGACUGGGCACUGCUGCAGGCUGUGAAGCAGCUGUUGGAGCUGCCCCUGAACCUGACCAUUGUGUCCCCGGCCCACACGCCCAACUGGGACCUGGUGAGCGACGUGGUCAACUCCUGCAGCCGCAUCUACCGCUCGCCCAAGCAGUGCCGCAGUCGCUACGAAAACGUCAUCAUACCCCGCGAAGAGGGCAAGUUGAUGUACGAGGCUAACCCCAAGAAGAAAACCAAGAGCAUUUACAAGACCAAGAAUAGUCGUCCGUUGCGCACGCACCAGAUCUACACUCAGGACGACAACUCCACCCACAUGCAGCUGUACAGCAGCCGCUUCGAACUCAUGAAGAUCAUCGCCAGCAAGAGGAGCCCCCCCAUCAAACCUCUGCUGGGUAUGAAUCCAUUCCAGAAGAACCCCAAGCAUGCCUCCGUCCUGGCCGAAAGCGGGAUCAGCUACGACAAGCCACUCCACCCAAUCCAGGUGGCGUCUCAACGAGCAGAGAGAAUCGCCAAGGAGAAAAAGGCCAUGGCCGAGCAGCAACGUGCCCAGCAGCUAGCACAGCAGGCAGCGGGAGCUCCCCAGGCCCAGGCGGGGGUGGCCCAGCCACAGGCCCAGGCCGGGGUGGCCGGACAGCCCCAGGCAGCUGGGGUCCCCCAGCAGGCCGCCGUGGCCGGAGCCGCCGCACUGCCCAACACCGCAGUGCUGGCUGGGGCCAUUAAGACUGCCGGAGCUGGCACCACCCUCCAAGCAGCUGCAGGAGGCAAUGUGAUUGUGAACACAGUGGCUGGAGUUCCCGCUGGUCAGUUCCAGGCCAACAAGCGUCUAGCCUCCCCGGUCAUCCCUGGAGCUCUGACUGCGGCGGGCACAGCCGCAGCCCAGGUGGUGCAUGCGCAGCAGAGGGCGGUGCCCACCGCAGCUGCCCCUGCCGAGGUGGCGGCCAUCCCCUCGGGACACGUGGUCCGCACAGUCACUCCCGUCACCGCAUCCGCUGUCGUCUCCACCAACCUCACCCCCGUCCAGUCGCAGGCACGCUCGCUCGUCACUCAAGCAGGUAUGCAGCUGCCGCCUGGUAAGUCUCUGACUCAGGCCCAUCUGCAGAUCCUGAGACAGCAGCAACUGCAGCAGCAGCAACAGGCAGCAGGAGCCUCACCACAGAUCAAAGCUGUGGGCAAACCGCAACAGGCUGAGCUGCUGAAGUUACAGAAACAGAAGCUCCAGCUGCAGCAGCAGCAGCAGGUGGCGGCGGCCGUGGCAGCAGCUCAGGGUGCCCAGGCCGUGCCGCAGGCGGCCCAGGUGCAGGCCGCGCCCUCAGCAGCAGCAGCCGCAGCAGCCCAGGCCAACCCCCAGCUGGCAGCUGUGGCCGCCCCACGCCCCGGAGCCGUGCUGCCCGUCGGCACGGUGGCUAACCUGCAGGUGGCACGCCUGACGCGUGUGCCAGCCCAGUCUCAGCUCCCGGCGCAGGCUGCCCAGACGGCGCAGGUGGCCCUGUCCAAGCCGGUGGUGUCUGUGCCAGCCGUGGUGUCCUCCGCCGGCGUCACCACCCUGCCCGUCACAGUGGCCGGCAUCAGCGUCACCAUCGGACAGGCACAGAAAGCAGGGGGCCAGGUGGUGACCCACCCGUUCCAGGUGCAGCAGGUCCAGCAGCUCCUGCAGCAGCGACAGAAGCAGCAGCAGCAAGCAGCCGCCCAGGCAGCAGCAGCAGCCGCCGCACAGCAGAAGGCAGCCGGGCAGCCACAACAGGCCACCGCCACCGUACAACAGAAGUUGGCGUCGGGGCAGGCGGCCCAGGCAGCUCAGCAGCAGCAGAAGGUUGCGUACGCCACCACCACGCAGCUCCAGCAGCCAAUCAAGACGCAGUACUACACCACCACCCUCGCUCAGCCCCAGAAGAGCCCCGCUACGCAGCAGAUACAGGUUGCUAAGAUAGUACAGCAGCAAUCUACAGUAGCCAAUAUCCAGCAAAUAGUAUCCUCUCCCCAGCAGGUGGUUCAGCAGAAGCUGCUCCAGCAGCAGGUUGUCACGGCAACAGCAGCGGCGGCGGCAGCAGCAGGCUCCCCCCAGAUGCAGUCUCCGCCCCCACACAGCCCCGCCCAGCAGGGGGCCUCCAUCGCCACGGCAGCCGCAGCGACCACCCCCGACGCCACCGCCCCCCCAGCCCAGGCCUCCCCAGCACCCGCGCAGGGCAAAGGGCGAGGCGGGGGAGCAGCACGCUCUAAAGCCCCCGCCAAACCUAGUGGAGGAAGCUAGACGAGGAGGAGGAGAAGGAGAAGGCAAAAUGCAUCUCUGAUGAAGACACCCACACAGUGGCAUAUAUGUAGAUGUUUAUCUGAUGGAGACACCCACACACUAUAUAUAAACAUACACAUCGACAAGUACUACACAUACACACAAGCAUACUAAUAGUGCAAGCGAAAUGUCACAGUUUCUCAUAAACACGUGGAAACACACCUGUAACACACAAGCACACACUUACUAACAACACUGCUAGUGUCAAUUUUGCUUAUAUAUGUGGACACAUACACGUACAUACAGUAUACACACAAGCAAUACACUUUACUAACCCUGUUAGCGAAAACAUGACCAUUUCUCUUCAUCGACAAGACCGAACCAAGUAUUUUCUAUUAUUUGUAUUUUACCCUGGGUCAAACUGGGGGUGCUUAUUGGAAAACACACACACACACACACACACACACACACACACACACACACAGAGAUCGUUUAAAGCGCCGUUGGGAUUCAACUGUCCACAUUGUGUGUGUAUGCAGUGUGUCCACUUAAAGACGCUGAUGUGUUAACGUGUUCCUGUAGAUCAUGUGGCGUAACAUACUGGGUCAUCAGGAGUCUUCUGUGAUAGCCCACCUCCUUUGUGCAAAACUAACGAACUCUCUUUUUUUGCAUACAUGCAUGCAGAACAAACAACAAAAAAACACCAUAAAAAGCUCUGCCCUCUUAGAAUGUCUCUCAAAGGUGGCACGGUGAUAUGUGGCUAACUACCCCCUUAUCUGACUUUGUCGAUAUUUUUUAUACUAAAAAGGAAAUGAAAUUCCCCCCAAACAUCUAGCCUGGGCGAAAUCUUUGGGUGGAGUACAUAGGAUGGCGUCGCCAGGCUACCAAACAUCCUCCUUUUUUUCUUUUUAUAUAACGGCGUCACCACCUUGGCUGGUGUGGUGUGAUUUCUGAGGUAGCGAAAAGAGGCAUUACUGCUCUGCUCUGCUCUCUCUUUACUUGGUAUGUAAUAUAUUCCUUCAAUAAAUGAUUGUCGUCGUGUGUCAGUAUUGUAAUAUAGUGGAUUGUGAUUUAGUAUGUCUUUUUUUUCCCUUCGGAGGCCGCCAAUGUCAGCCAGCUUUGAGAGACGUAAUGAAAACAUAAUCUAAUGAAAACCUUUUGAAUGUGGUUUUUUUUAUUAUUGUUAUUAUUUGUUUUUGGCCCCUUAUUUUUCCACAGUUUUGUCUGAAAAAGUGUGGACGUUAGCAAAAUGGAAUCUCGAGCUAAUCUACCGAUAGUGGUUAUGUUCAAUAAUCAUAUUUCUCAUCACCAGCUUGUAUGUGAGAACUGGAUUCAAAGAAAUUGUGCUUGUGUUUUUCUUUUCUGAGUUCAUGAUGAUAUCGUUCAUCAACAACUCUUUUGAUGUGCGCGCCCCCUCCUCCCUCAUUAAAUAUGCACCAUGUUUUUUUUUUAAUUAUCCGUAUUAAUAUAUGUACCAGAUGCAACACUGUACACAUGUAUGUAAACAUUCUUCAGCUUACAGUAUGUUUCUCAUCGUAUGACCUUUUUUUACAAAAAAAGAAAAGAAAAGAAAAAGAAAUUUGUACGUGUUUGAGAGUAUGUGUAUUAUGUGCGCUUGUGUGUGUUAGGUGUGGGCAGAGCAGACGUGUAAAUAAUAAUGGCAAACAAAAAAAAUCAUUUGUACCUGUAAAGGAGUUGUGUUGUCAUUGGACUUUCUUUUUUCAGCCAAACUGUAUAAAGGGUUUUCAUUUUUAUACACA